Messenger RNA from Syngnathus typhle (broad-nosed pipefish), 1873 nucleotides. It is a transcript of the gene lg13h1orf35, whose product is annotated as linkage group 13 C1orf35 homolog. The coding region runs from base 539 to 1438 and encodes 299 amino acids. The record is from RefSeq and is a predicted model, not a curated record. The transcript has 9 exons. NCBI's taxonomy places the organism in Eukaryota, Metazoa, Chordata, Actinopteri, Syngnathiformes, Syngnathidae.
GACUUCAUUGAGAGGUAGAAAGCAGAGGGAAGAAUCCCUUGUCAGCUCCUUCACUUCCCGGACGUUGAAGGGAUGCUACCAAGCAUCACCUUUCAGACUUUAAACACUGCGUCAAUACUUCGCUUGAAACUUUCCUCUGACUGGGCUGUGAUACAUGAUUCGGGUAGGCGGUUCCAGCUAUUAACUACACGGGUAGAGAGAGUGGCGUCACCAUGGAUGCGUAACCUCCUCGGUCUUCACCAAGUUCGCCUCGGAGAAUGCGCCGGGUAUAUAUCAGAUCUCCUCGGUGACGACGGUAGGCCAGAGAGAAGAGAUUCAGCUGUUCCAGUCGAUCUUCGUAGGAAAGCUGGUGAAGUUUUGCAACUGUUUUCGUACCGCGACGUUGAACUCGCUCCAGCAUAUCGGAUUCGUACUUGGUCAAUGGGAAUACUGCAGGCAGUCCGUACUCAAGACGCAGGCCGCUAUCGUGUGGCUAAAGCUAACUAGCUACAUAUAAAGACGCCCUCUCUUUUAAAGAAACAAAACAAAAAGGCCGAAAAUGUUCGGUACUUCGAGGAUCGGUGGGGUUCGAGGAGGCCAGGACCAGUUCAACUGGGAUGACGUCAAGGUGGACAAACACCGAGAGAAUUAUCUGGGAAAUUCCCUCAAGGCUCCAGUGGGUCGAUGGCAAAAAGGCAAAGAUCUGACGUGGUACGCUAAAGACAAAACUGGUCGCACCAGGACGAAAGAAGAGGAGCUCGCUGCCGUCAAGGCUGCAGAACAUGAAGCAUUGAUGGCUGCCUUAGGUCACAAGGUUAUAAAGAGACAACCCACUGGACUGACAAAAGAGGACUUGGCAGAUAUAUGCAGACGAGAAGAUGAUGAAGGUGAAGAGAAAAAUGUGGAUCGGCUCUCCGGGUUGGGAAGUUCCGGCGCCGGCUCACGCAAAAUGGUCCUCUCCCAAAAGGAAAAAGAGGCUGUGAGAAUGGGCCUGCAGGUUUUUACACACCACAAGACUGCAAAUCGUCCAGAAACCUCAAUUGCGACACCUUCAGAGAGUGCCGAAAAAGAAGUAGUGGAGCCGCGUCAGGAGAGCAAGAAGAAAAAGAAAGAAAAGAAGAGCAAAAAGGAGAAAAAGAAGAAGAAGAAAAAGAGGCAGAGAAGCGACACAUCCUCUUCGGAUUCAGACGACGACAGAAAGAGAAGCCGUAAGGACCACCACCAUCCUAAUCCAUCAUACCGCAGUCAGAGUGGAGCCAGACCCUAUGACAGCCAUUCAAGGGGGGGACCAAAGGCACAGCAACAGCCCCCACGCCCCCAUCAGAGAGGGCAGCGCCACGACACAGACUCCUCCGACGGGGGGUCCCCUGUCCCCCGUAACCCCUCGGGCCACAAGACGGCCCCUGGCCGUGCCGCACAAAGCCGAAGGCGACGCCACGACACAGACUCGGACAGCUAAUGUGCUUCUGCGCCACCCGGGCUCCGCCCACUCACUCGCUCAUAAAGGCGCCCUUCAGAAGCUUGACCGCUCCUGAAGACCUCAUUUACCUUAUGGAGGCAUUUUUGUUGAUAGCCUUUUAUGACCGCCUCUUUGUUUUUUGUUUUAUCUCACAAUCACAACGAUUAAACGUUUAAAAUAUCAUUCAGCAUUAGCCUUUAGUUGUUUUCGGGUGCAUUACAAACGCCGAAUUAUAUCAAUCUCUAUUAUUUUAAACCGCUACAAAAGUUGAAAGGUUUCAAAAUGUUUGAUAUCCCUGUAUUGAAGUUAGCAAUAAGAUUGCCUACCGAAAUAUCAUGUACCUGAAAGCGAAAUGACGAGAAUGAAAAUGACUAACAAUCUAACGGAGUACUGUGACUUUUAUUUUACAGUGAAUAAAGCAUCCUUGUGCAGUUA